Messenger RNA from Dufourea novaeangliae, 2305 nucleotides. Its product is annotated as ELAV-like protein 3. The coding region runs from base 801 to 1907 and encodes 368 amino acids. Lineage: Eukaryota; Metazoa; Arthropoda; Insecta; Hymenoptera; Halictidae. The record is from RefSeq and is a predicted model, not a curated record. The transcript is spliced from 8 exons. Gene Ontology annotation, cellular component: ribonucleoprotein complex. Gene Ontology annotation, molecular function: RNA binding.
UAUAAAAGCAGAACGAAACGGCACAACGAGUCGUCGUCUGGAAGAUCCUUUAAUCGUGAGAAGAGGAACGAAACGAGAGGAAUAGAAAGAGAGAGGGAGAGCUUAGUGUGUCGCCCGUUGGGAGUGAAAGAGAGAGACAGUAAACAGGGUGUGUUCUGCGAUUUCGUCGUUCUUUUUCGAGCCUACCCUACCCCCGUUUCGUCGGGACGGCGUUCAAGGAAACCGAAAGUGUUCUGCGUUGGAAAAACCACGGUGAAAAUUCCUCGAUCGUGCGCGGGAAGAGCACUCGAAUCGUGUUCUCGUAUAACCGUCGAUCGGUGAAAAAAAUAUAUAUAUAUAGUGACUUCCCCGAUUCGUUUACGUUAAUGCUCGCGGUGAUUCGAAGGAUCUUGUUGCGUAUAAAUCGACGUGGAAAAGAACAGAACGAAACCGUUAGUAAAAGAUUCGAGGAAAAGGGAAAAAGACGCGCGUGUCCGGCCGCUCGCGCGAACAACACACGUGGGUUCGAUUUUAAACGGGAUACUUAAAAUUAAAAUCGACUACCGGAAAUAAUAAGGAUAAACCCGAGAUUCUAGGCGACGUAGAUAAAGUUAAAGGAAUAAACAAAACGAGAUAAUCUUGUAAUUUAAAAUAGUAACGAAAAAGAGAAAAGAUACACACAGAAUAAUAAUAUUCUAGUAAACGUUAAACCGACCAGUCGAAUUUCGUUCUACGCCCAGAUUACGGCAUCCUCCAACCACUGAUUUAUCAUCGUUAACCGAUUUCGUACGUAGUUAGAGACGUCCCCGUAGAAGAGUGCAAUGAUGUCGAACGGAAUGGACACGAUCGUGCAACAAAACGGUGGAUCCACCCUCGGACAGGCCUCGCAGGAAGAGUCCAAGACGAAUCUAAUUGUAAAUUACUUGCCCCAGAACAUGACCCAGGAUGAGAUACGUUCGCUGUUCAUGAGUCUCGGCGACGUGGAGAGCUGCAAGCUGAUACGCGACAAACUCACCGGUCAGAGUUUGGGUUACGGUUUCGUUAACUAUCAGCGGCCUGAGGAUGCCGAGAAGGCUAUCAGCUCGCUGAAUGGUCUUCGUCUGCAAAAUAAAACGAUCAAGGUGUCGUACGCGCGACCAAGCAGCGAGGCGAUCAAAGGCGCGAAUCUCUACGUGAGCGGUCUACCGAAGACGAUGACGCAACAAGAUCUGGAGAAUCUGUUCAGCUCGUACGGCAGAAUCAUCACGUCGCGGAUACUGUGCGACAACAUGAGCGUACGACAGUUUCCGACCGGCGGCCGAGACUAUUUUCAGGAACCGAUUCCGACAGGAUUGUCGAAGGGGGUUGGUUUCAUAAGGUUCGACCAGCGGGUCGAGGCCGAGAAGGCGAUCCAAGAGUUGAACGGUACCAUUCCAAAGGGCUCGUCCGAGCCGAUCACCGUCAAGUUCGCCAACAAUCCGAGCAACAACAACAAGGCAAUACCGCCGUUGACCGCCUAUCUGACGCCGCAGGCGACCCGACGAUUCGGCGGCCCGAUCCACCAUCCAACCGGCCGCUUCAGCACUGGCAAGGCCAUGCUUGCCAUUAACAAAGGCUUACAGAGGUACAGCCCGCUGGCAGGCGAUCUGAUCGCGAACUCGAUGAUACCCGGGAACGCGAUGAACGGUUCCGGCUGGUGCAUCUUCGUCUACAAUCUCGCCCCUGAGACCGAGGAAAACGUGCUGUGGCAGCUGUUCGGCCCGUUCGGCGCAGUCCAGUCCGUCAAAGUGAUCCGAGAUCUGCAGACGAACAAGUGCAAGGGUUUCGGUUUCGUGACGAUGACCAACUACGACGAGGCGGUGGUCGCCAUUCAGAGCCUGAACGGUUACGCGCUCGGCAACCGGGUGCUUCAGGUCAGUUUUAAGACGAACAAGAGCAAGGCGGCAUAGGACAACAAGCAGCAACCGCAAUACAAACAACAGCAAAUCGAACAGCAAGAAGAAGAGCAGCCCGAACAACAACAAGCAACGUCACCAGUAGCCACCACCACCACCACUACCAGCAGCAGCAGCAGCAACAAUACCAUGGCUGGGACGAUUGUGAACGCGUCUACGACCGAGACGACAAAACUGGCGACGACACACGUCCCAAUUAGCUCUCCGACGCAUCGUGACAUCGUGGACUUCGUGAACGCAUUCCAGAAAAUACCCCAAUUCAAAAAAUUCCAAAUCCGCUUGCAGAUGGCUGAAAAAAUGUUAAAGCUUCAUCAGGACUGGCAAGACUGCAAGAAAGACGACACCGAUAAGUACGACUCCGAUUGAACGGAGAUAUAAGGAGGUUCAGGGCC